CAAUUGAAGCAUUAGGAGGGCAGACGACUGAAAAGUUUUUUCCUCUAAGUUAUUGGGGUGCCACGUAGGAAACGUGUAUUUAGCUUAAAUUUAAUCAUUUAUGGAAUAUUUAAAGUAAUAUUUACUUCUGUAGAAUUUAUUUAAUGUUGAGUACCAAAAUGAUACGUUUUUCUUUUUGCUUGAUUGUACCCACAUUUCUUGUUUUUGUCACUGGGGGAAAACUGCCCGAACCAGAGGUGAAAAUUGAGGUAAUACAUAAACCCUUAAUGUGUCUCCGUAAGUCUAAGUAUGGAGAUAUGCUACUUCUUCAUUACGAUGGUUAUCUGGAGAGCAAUGGCACUAUGUUCCAUUCCAGCCGCAAAGAAGGGGAUGGAAAUCCCGUAUGGUUCACUCUUGGGAUACGGGAGGCCAUCAAAGGUUGGGACAAAGGUCUGCAGAAUAUGUGCACAGGAGAGCGCAGGAAGCUGACCAUUCCUCCAUCACUGGCGUAUGGCAGCGAGGGAAAAGGUAAGAUCCCUCCAAGCAGUACCUUAAUUUUUGAUAUUGAGUUGAUGGAGAUCCGGAAUGGCCCCAGGUCACAUGAGUCUUUCCGGGACAUGGAUCUCAACGACGACUGGAAGCUCUCUAAACAGGAGGUAAAAGAGUACUUGAAGAAAGAGUUUGAGAAGCACGGAUACUCACCUAACGACACGCAUAAUGAACUGAUGGUGGAUGACAUCUUCAAAAAUGAGGAUGAAGACGAAGAUGGUUUUAUAUCAGCUAGGGAGUUUACCUACCAACACGAUGAGCUCUGAUAGACUGAAUUUAUUUGUGGAUUUUUCUAGUACUCUUUUGUAAUACUUUUUCAUUGAACUUGAAAAUGUCCAUUGCUAUGUUUUAUUUUUACAUCCAUAACUUAUUUUUGGUUUUACACACAACUACACACCAUCACAGAUUAAGUCCCUGUACUAUUUUUUUAAGAUAAUGAAAGAAAUUCAAAUUAAACAUUUUUGUAUAUUGAUGCCUAUAUUAUUCAGUAUUUGUGCCUGUUUUUUUUUACAAACUUGCACACUUAAGUCACCAGAGGGCAGUCUUUUCCUUCAAAUCAAUUCAACGCUUUCAUCUCUUAAAUCCUUCCAAACUGCAGACAUGAACAGCCAAGGAUUCCCCCCUCAGUCUCUGAAUGACCUAUUUUUCAAAAUGUGAAUAGGGUUUUAUAUAUGCAUCCUUAAUUAAAGCCAUCUUUCAAUUUGU
Messenger RNA from Oryzias latipes (Japanese medaka), 1233 nucleotides. It is a transcript of the gene fkbp14, whose product is annotated as FKBP prolyl isomerase 14. The record is from RefSeq and is a predicted model, not a curated record. Gene Ontology annotation, molecular function: calcium ion binding; peptidyl-prolyl cis-trans isomerase activity. NCBI's taxonomy places the organism in Eukaryota, Metazoa, Chordata, Actinopteri, Beloniformes, Adrianichthyidae.